GGGCCGCCCCCUCCCGGCCCGGGCCGGCCCCGCUGGCUCUGCUCAAAGUUUGCGGCCGCCCCUGCGCCCGCCCGCCCGAUGUAUGGGUGAUAUACUGCAGCGGGUGUCAGGGUGAGGGACGGCCAUAUUUGCCGGUGCGGCCCGAGCCGUCAACAACAAAAAGUGCGCGGGAGCUCGGCGGGCGCACGGACAGGCGCUCGGACGCCGGGCCCGCCUCGCCGCCGCCCGGCCUCGCCGCCGCCGCCGCCGCCGCCGCCGCCCUCGCGGGCCUGGCCCCGCGGCGCCCCGGCGCGCCCCGCCGCUCGGGGGGAUGUCUUACAAACCGAACUUGGCCGCGCACAUGCCCGCCGCCUCCCUCAACGCCGCUGGGAGCGUCCACCCGCCCUCCACCAGCAUGGCGACAUCCUCCCAGUACCGCCAGCUGCUGAGCGACUACGGGCCGCCGUCUCUCGGCUACACCCAGGGAACAGGGAACAGCCAGGUACCCCAAAGCAAGUAUGCUGAGCUGCUGGCCAUCAUUGAGGAGCUGGGGAAAGAGAUCAGACCCACGUACGCUGGGAGCAAGAGUGCCAUGGAGAGACUAAAACGGGGCAUCAUUCACGCCAGAGGACUGGUUCGAGAGUGCUUGGCGGAAACGGAACGGAAUGCCCGAUCCUAGCUGCCGAUCAGCGCAGAAGGUUUUCCAUCUUUGUCUAAGACCAGAAGUUACAGCUCAUCUCCCAUGUUCAGAUGAAACUCUUUGCUUUCAAAAUGGUAACAGUUUGGUUUCUCCUUCCCACGUCCCUCCUGUGGUUCACGAGGCUCUGAGAUUGAGAAAUAUUUUGCAGUGGACUAGGAUUUACGUUUUCUAUAGUUAGGAAUUACCCAGGGGUUUUUGUUUUUUUGUUUUUGUUUUUCUCCUAAGCAUUGAUUUAAAAGAUGCACGUAAAAGAUACCUAUCUCACAGCAGAGCUCCCAGUUACGUUACCCAGAUUGUUCUCCAUUCUUUUUCAUAAGCUAAUACAACUCUGAGGGUUUUUUUGGUUUGUUUUGUUUUUUGAGUGCAUACGUUUGCCCCACGGUGUGUGUUCCGCUUAAUAUAACUUCUUUUGUGCUUAAGCAUUUGCUUGCAUGACUACGAGUGCUUUGAGGUCAAUUUUAAAAAAUGCACAAGUUAUAAAUACAGAAGAGAGAGCAACCCUACCGAACCUGACCUAACAAGAUCCCCCUCACCCCCCAGUUUUCCUGCCAAGACUGUGUGUGGAUGUCAGUUCUGCUUUUCCCGUAAGGUGAUCUAAACAUCUGGAAGAAAAAUGACUAAAACUGUUUGCAUCUUUGUAUGUAUUUAUUACUUGAUGUAAUAAAGCUUAUUUUCAUUAACAA
Lutra lutra (Eurasian river otter) is the source of this 1362-nucleotide messenger RNA. It is a transcript of the gene CDK2AP1, whose product is annotated as cyclin dependent kinase 2 associated protein 1. The transcript has 4 exons. Gene Ontology annotation, cellular component: nucleus; cytoplasm. The record is from RefSeq and is a predicted model, not a curated record. Bases 311 to 658 code for a protein of 115 amino acids. NCBI's taxonomy places the organism in Eukaryota, Metazoa, Chordata, Mammalia, Carnivora, Mustelidae.